Chiloscyllium plagiosum (whitespotted bambooshark) is the source of this 1542-nucleotide messenger RNA. NCBI's taxonomy places the organism in Eukaryota, Metazoa, Chordata, Chondrichthyes, Orectolobiformes, Hemiscylliidae. The record is from RefSeq and is a predicted model, not a curated record.
CCGUUAUACCGGGAGCUGAAAUCGGGGCAUUAUGGAGGUUAGGAAGGCCAUUUGUGUCCUGAAGGGUCCCAGUUCCGCCACUGGUACAAUUUGUUUGAGAACAGCCGAAGGUGGACACUCGACUUGCAUAAAUGGAGAAAUUACUGGAUUGACUCCUGGAAAACAUGGAUUUCAUGUGCACACGUUUGGAGACAUAUCGAAAGGCUGUGGCAGUGCUGGACCUCAUUACAACCCCUGUAAUGAAACUCAUGGAGCACCAGAAGACAAAAAAAGACAUGUAGGCGACCUGGGCAACAUAGAAGCUGAUGAAAAUGGAGUAGCCUGUGUUGAAAUGGAAGACCGACUUAUUCGCCUAGCUGGAAAGUAUUCUGUUAUUGGACGUACUUUGGUGGUUAAUGAAAAGGAAGAUGAUCUGGGCAAAGGUGGUGACAACGAAAGUCUUGAAUCAGGAAACCAUGGAGCAGGUGUAGCCUGGGGUAUAAUUGGAAUAGAUGAAGACCCCAAGUAAAUAUUUAGCAAAGAAUUCUGGUUAGAGACACGAUACUGAUCUCAUAGACCUAAAACUCUAGUCAUUGUUAUAGAUCGCAAUUGCAUAAUUUUGUAUUGUUUCCAACAACGUGCAUGCACUUAUAAACUGUAUGUCAGGAACUUAAUCUUUAGGGCCUGUUUUUAAAAGUCCAAAUGUUACCUCUAAAGUUGGGGCUAACUUGAACAUGCUUUUUGUUGCUUUGAGCAUUUUUAAUUUUUUUCUUUAAACAUUGAAUACUGAUAUCAAAGGAUGACUUGGAUGAGUUAUUGAGUCCAGCACUUCAAGAGAUCUGAAUUGAUAUAUUUCUAAAACUGAAGUGACCUAGGUUAAUAAUGGUAUCAAUGAGUAAUUUAAAUAUACUGUCAGAAAUAAGUGACUUCCAAACCAGUCGCUCAGCAUUGAGGAUUCACUGGAAAAUAAAAAGUCAACACAGUUUAAUCAUAAUUAUUUCUAAUUAUUUUUAAGAGGUGGUGAUACAUCCUAUUAAAUCAAUUUGGAAAAGCCAUGUAUAAUUCAUUGUAUUUCUUAAACUAAUAUUACAGUGUUUACCAAGCAUUUAACAGUAUUGUAUUUAAAAAUGUAAACUUUUUUAAAAGUGAAAGUUCAACAGUGCCUACUAUUUCCCCAUAUAAGCCAAAAUUAAAGUUCAUCAAUAGACUUCAAGCCACAUGACAGUAAUUUAGAUGUGUGAUUGUAACAAUUCUUUUCUCAGAUUAUUAGCUUUCCCUGCAACUUUUGUUUCCAAACCUUUUACUGGGCUGUGAAGUGAACAUAAAUUACUUUUUAGUUUUGAUGACUGUUGUCAAUUUGAAUACUUUCUUCCUGCCUUUGUCAUAAAUUAUGUUAAUCAACAAAGCUUAAUGCAAUUAUUUUACAUUCUGGUACAUUACUUUUACAUAACUGUUGGAUCUGGGGACCAUCUGGCUAGGUGAUAACUUGGUAAAAUAUGAACUUAAAGUAGAAUUUCCGGUGAAGGUGGUCUGAUGGUUAAUGAUGAGCUCCAGAUGCAAAAG